AAGCCGAUUUAUGAAUACGAAUUUAAGUUUUUCAUGCAACCAUUGACAGUUUCUUAUAUGAUUUUACUGAUGAGUAACAGAGAGCAGUGAACAGUGACCAUACUUAAUGCACAGUUUGACAGAUGGCGAUAAGUUUUAGCCAUACGAGUGUGAACAAUCGUCAGCUUUACAGUCGCGAAUUACUGCGAUUCAGUCGCAAGCCCCUUUCAGUUGGUUCUAAGAUUGCGCCGUUUACGCCAGUAUUGCUGUAUUUGUAUUUAUAAAUUACCAAAAAUAAUCGUACCAUUCAUCAGUGUUUGCCUCGACGCAGUGCCGGUCAGUUCGUUCUCGUGAAUUGUUGAUCUAUAUUUGAUAAAUUUGUAUAAGUUAACAACGUUGGUUCUAAGAUGAAUUCGCUCAGAGUGUGCAGAGUACUUGGAAAUGGAGUUUAUAGUUCUGAAGUGGUAGUCCGUUGUUUUGGUACAUCUAACACCUGCCAUGAUAACCACAAAUGCAAAGUGUUGGUGGUCGGAGGAGGUGCCGGUGGAUGCGCCGUUGCAGCUAAAUUGUCCAGCAAGCUUGGCGAGGGGAAAGUUACCAUCCUGGAACCAGCGGAUAAACACUAUUACCAGCCAAUGUUCACCCUUAUUGGCGGAGGAAUUAAGACCCUCAAAGAUAGCUACCGCCCCAUGUCUAAGGUUCUCCCCACUCUCGCGAAGUGGGUGCAGGAUUCCGCCGCAAAGUUCGAACCGGAAAACAACACCGUUUACACGGCAAAGGGUGACAAAAUCGAAUACGAUUUUUUGUUGGUGGCUACUGGACUACAACUGAACUACAACAAAAUUCCUGGAUUGGUGGAGGCUCUUUCAAUUCCGAAAGGUAAAGUUUGUUCAAAUUACUCGCCCAAAUACGUCGAUCGCACCUACCAAGCGCUACAGGCAUUCAAGUCAGGGAAUGCUAUUUUUACGUACCCGAACUCUCCGGUAAAAUGUCCAGGGGCGCCUCAGAAAAUUCUAUACAUUGGAGAACACUAUCUGCGAAAGUCUAAGAAAAGACAAAACGCCAACGUCAUCUACAAUUCGUCGCUUCCGGUUAUAUUUGGUGUCAAGCAUUACGCGGAUCAGCUCUGGAAGAUUGUAAAGCAACGUGACAUCAAAGUAAAUUUACGCACGAAUCUGAUCGAAGUCAUCCCUGACAAGAAUCAGGCAGUAUUUCAGAACCUGGAUAAACCGGAAGAGAAAUUUACCACGGAUUACGAACUUCUUCAUGUUACUCCACCAAUGAGUGCUCCAGACGCGUUGGCAGCAGCCACUAAUCUGGUAACGGAAGCGGGAUUUGUAGAUGUUAAUAAAGACACCCUGCAGCAUGUGAAGUUCAGUAAUGUCUUUGCCAUUGGCGAUUGUUCAGCUUCUCCUAACUCAAAAACUGCUGCAUCAGUUGCCGCCCAAUCGCAAGUCGUGUAUAAAAAUAUGAUCGCAGUCAUGAAUGGAGUGAAACCGAUAAGAGUUUUCGACGGAUAUGCAUCCUGUCCUCUGGUUACUGGUUACAACACCUGUAUUAUGGCCGAAUUUGACUACAAUCUAACUCCACUGGAAACCUUCCCACUCGAUCAGAGCAAGGAACGGAGAUCGAUGUUUUAUAUGAAGAAGGAUCUGAUGCCCCCACUGUACUGGCACCUUUUGUUAAAUGGUUUAUGGAAUGGACCCGGCUUCGCUAGAAAAAUGAUGCAUUUAAACUUCAAGUAAGAUUAUUCCUAACUCGUUAUUGUGGUAGAAUAUAACAACAAAAUGCUCUUCAUUAUGUAUUACAUAAAAAUACUUUUCGAUCCACGAAGAUAUUUGACAAGAGAAUUCAAA
Armigeres subalbatus is the source of this 1835-nucleotide messenger RNA. It is a transcript of the gene Sqor, whose product is annotated as sulfide:quinone oxidoreductase, mitochondrial. Bases 387 to 1724 code for a protein of 445 amino acids. NCBI's taxonomy places the organism in Eukaryota, Metazoa, Arthropoda, Insecta, Diptera, Culicidae. Gene Ontology annotation, molecular function: FAD binding; sulfide:quinone oxidoreductase activity. The transcript has 6 exons. The record is from RefSeq and is a predicted model, not a curated record. Gene Ontology annotation, cellular component: mitochondrion.